GUGAGUCUAUAAAACGGUUACUUUUCUUCCUCUUUUAUGGAAAACACAGUUUUCUUCCUCUCUUUCCCAAAAUAUACAGUUUCUUGCAUCUUAAUCAUUAUCCAAAACUGUUGUUAUAUAGCUACUAAUCAUUAGUUUAACCUUUUAUUCUGUGAGCUAAAAGGUGAAAUAAUGACCUUAGAGGCUGUGGUUUUUCCAGACAAAACAUUCACUAACGGUUGCAAAGAUUACUUGCAUUCAUUAGUUGAAACCGUUGCAAGAAGUGAAGAAUCUUGGAGCAACAACAACUACAGUUUCCAAACUACAGAAGAAGAAGAACAAGAUCUCUAUGGAAUAAUCGAGAAGAAUUUAAAUCAUAAUAUCGUUACGAAUUUUGAUUCUUCUUCUCCUUCCGUGAUGCAAAAUGGUAAAAGUCAAUGGGAUUCGAAUUCUUCACCUGAAACUUCCAAUCUUCCUCCUAGUUUUGUUGUAGAAGGUGCCCCCGCACUGGUUAGUCGUAGGCGCAAAAGACGUCGGACUGCGAUUGCGAAAAAUGAGGAGGAAAUCGAGUGCCAGAGGAUGACUCAUAUUGCAGUUGAGCGGAAUAGAAGGAAGCAGAUGAACGAGUACCUUGCUGUGCUCAGAUCCUUGAUGCCUCGUUCUUAUGCAAAAAGGGGGGACCAAGCAUCAAUAGUUGGAGGAGCAAUCAACUUCUUAAAAGAGCUAGAACACAUUAUCCAAUCCAUGAAAGGACAAAACAAAACAAAACAACAACAAUCACAUGAAAAUGUAUACAAUAACAACUCAUCAUCAUCAUCACCCUUUGCUGAUUUCUUCAUGUUCCCUCAAUACUCCACGUGUCCACCUCAGACCAACACGUGCUACCCUUCUAACCCUAACCAGUCACGUGCCACGGCAGACAUUGAAGUGACAUUGGUUGAUAGCCAUGCCAAUAUAAAGAUAAUGUUGAAGAAACAACAUGGACACGUUAUGAAGAUGGUUGUUGGGAUUCAAAACCUUGGCCUCAAUAUUCUUCACCUUAAUGUUUCUACUUUGGAUCAUUUGGUUCUUGUUUCGGUUAGUGUCAAGGUAGAGGAAGGGUGUGAACUGAACACGGUGGAUGAAAUAGCAGCUGCUGUGAAUAAACUAUCAGUCAGAAUCCAGACAGAAGCUGUAUUAUAAUAUCAACAAUAGAGAGAGAGACAAAUACAGUUGAAGAUUGAAAUAUCAUAUACAACAAGGGAGGUGCAUAUACAUGCAUCUGCACAAUAUAGCUAUAUGUGGUAGGAUAUUCUUUAUUGUAUAUUUCCUUUUAUGUCUUCUUCUGUUUUUCUCAUGGCAAUAUGAAAUUAUGAGGAGGACAAAAAGUAUGAAGGGACAAUCACUUUGUUGUGGAGGCCCAUACUUACUUCAAGUGUGUAUCAAUUUGUGAAUUAUUAGCAUUAUUUCAAAAUCAUGAGCAUUGUUGAUUUCCUUAGAUUUUUUUUUUUGUGGGGCUCUUGAAUUAUUAUGUUUUUUCAUUGUAAAGUUUGUUUGUAAUCUCUCAAAAGUUAUAAAAUUUUUAUUUUGGUUUUAUUCUAACUUUGUUUUUUGGGCUAUUUAUUGGUGUAAAAGUUGACAA
Vicia villosa (hairy vetch) is the source of this 1600-nucleotide messenger RNA. RefSeq names its product transcription factor bHLH94-like. Lineage: Eukaryota; Viridiplantae; Streptophyta; Magnoliopsida; Fabales; Fabaceae. Gene Ontology annotation, biological process: regulation of transcription by RNA polymerase II. The transcript has 3 exons. The record is from RefSeq and is a predicted model, not a curated record. Gene Ontology annotation, molecular function: DNA-binding transcription factor activity, RNA polymerase II-specific; RNA polymerase II cis-regulatory region sequence-specific DNA binding; protein dimerization activity. Bases 172 to 1161 code for a protein of 329 amino acids.